Malassezia vespertilionis is the source of this 1374-nucleotide messenger RNA. RefSeq lists its product as uncharacterized. Bases 1 to 1374 code for a protein of 457 amino acids. Gene Ontology annotation, biological process: microtubule cytoskeleton organization; mitotic cell cycle. Gene Ontology annotation, cellular component: cytoplasm; microtubule. Gene Ontology annotation, molecular function: GTPase activity; structural constituent of cytoskeleton; GTP binding. Lineage: Eukaryota; Fungi; Basidiomycota; Malasseziomycetes; Malasseziales; Malasseziaceae. The record is from RefSeq and is a predicted model, not a curated record. The transcript has 2 exons.
AUGCGUGAACUGAUUACAUUCGCCGUUGGUCAAGCGGGAAACCAAAUUUCUACCGCAUUUUGGGAUACUAUUCGCAAAGAGCAUGGUCUGAAUCAAGACGGUGUGUAUGAGGGCGACGAUCCGCUGCAGUUGUGCAGGAUCGGCGUGUUUUUUGAGGAGAGUGACCAUGCAAAAAAGUACGUCCCGCGCUCGAUCAAUGUCGACUUGGAGCCCGGCACGAUCGAUCAUCUCAAAUCCGGCCCGCUGGGCAAAAUGUUCCGCCCUGACAACUACGUAUUUGGCGAGUCCGGUGCGGGCAACAACUUUUCGCGAGGAUACUACACCGAGGGUGCUGAGCUCUUGGACCCGGUGCUUGAAGUGGCUCGGAAAGAGACGGAGCGUGCAGACAUGUUCCAGGGCUUCCAACUUGUACACUCUCUGGGCGGUGGCACGGGCUCAGGUCUCGGCACCAACUUGCUGAGCAAACUGCGUGAAGAGUACCCCGACCGCAUGCUGGCGACAUGGUCUGUGCUGCCUUCUCCUAAAGUCUCGGAUACUGUGGUCGAGCCAUACAAUGCAACAUUGUCUUUCCACCAGCUAGUGGAGAAUGCGGACUUGAGUUUCUGUAUGGACAACGAGGCGCUGUAUGAUAUCUGUAACCGCACGCUGCGUACCAAGUCGCCGAAAUACGAGGAUUUGAAUACGCUUAUUUCGUACGCCAUGUCCGGCUCCUCGACCACGCUGCGCUUCCCUGGCCAGCUCAACUCGGAUCUGCGCAAGCUCGGUGUAAACAUGGUGCCAUUUCCCCGCCUGCACUUCUUUACGUGUGGAUAUGCGCCGCUUGUUGCAUCCAACUCGCAGGCAUACCAGACGCUCAAUGUUGCCGAGGUUGUCCAGCAAGGCUUUUCUUCCCACAACAACAUGGCCGCCAUCGACCCCCGCUCUGGAAAAUACCUGACUGUCGCCGCUAUUUUCCGCGGCAAGAUUAGCAGCAAGCAGGUCGAGUCCGAGAUGCACUCCGUGCAGACCAAAUCCGCGAGCGGAUUCGUGGAAUGGAUUCCUCAGAACGUCUUGACGUCGCUGUGCGACGUCCCUCCGCCGAACAUCAAACUCAGUGCGACGUUCAUCGGGAACAACACUGCUAUCCAAGAGCUUUUUAAGCGCACUCACGGCCAGUUCAGUGCCAUGUUUAGGCGCAAGGCUUUCUUGCAUUGGUACACGGGCGAGGGUAUGGACGAGAUGGAGUUCACAGAGGCCGAGUCGAACCUGCUUGAUCUCAUUGCGGAAUACGAGCAGUACGAGGCGGCUACGAUUGAUGACGACGAGGUGCUGGAAGAAGACUAUCUGGAUGAACAAUACGAAGAAGAAGUUGCCUACGAAGGGGGAGAGUACUAA